Messenger RNA from Anneissia japonica, 1670 nucleotides. RefSeq names its product membrane-associated tyrosine- and threonine-specific cdc2-inhibitory kinase-like. Gene Ontology annotation, molecular function: protein kinase activity; ATP binding. Bases 155 to 1639 code for a protein of 494 amino acids. The record is from RefSeq and is a predicted model, not a curated record. The transcript is spliced from 12 exons. Gene Ontology annotation, biological process: protein phosphorylation. Lineage: Eukaryota; Metazoa; Echinodermata; Crinoidea; Comatulida; Comatulidae.
AUUUUUCGCGGACUUUGCAGGCACACAAACAAACACCGCAAAGUCAAGAUUUCUGGUGUAGAAGGGUUGGCCUAGGCCCAUGUUUACCACAAUUAGUAAGAUAGUGAUGAGUUAAAAAGGAUCAUCAAUAUUCAAAUAUUAUCAGUAGUUGACGAUGAAUAUUGUCAUGGAUCUGGGAGCUGAAAAGGAUUUAUUCAAAAGCCCAAGGCCGACACCUAAAUUUCUAUCUCAACGAGCCGUGUUUUCUCACAAGAAGGAUGUAGGAAGAACACCUCGUGAUGCGCCACCACCUCGGCCUCCUCUCAAAAGUGUACCACCUGUCAGCAGACUGUUUCCUAGCAAGACCAAAAAUGAGUGCCUACGAGCCCACAGCGUUUCUUUCAUAGAUGCUAAUAACUCAAAGCUUCAAAGUCCGAUUUAUGAUGCCAGUUCAAAUGGACUCUUUUUUGAUCAGUGUUUUGAAAUUCAGCGCAAACUAGGAGAAGGCUCUUUUGGAGAGGUUUUUCAAGUUAAAAGUAAAGAAGAUGGGAAAAUAUAUGCAGUGAAACGAUCGAGAGAUCGUUUCCGGGGAGAAGCAGAUAAGAGGAGGAAGUUAGCAGAGGUGCAAAAAUUGGAGGCUUUGUCAAGGCAUCCUAACUGUGUUGAGUUUCAUCAGGCAUGGGCAGAGAAAGGUCAUCUUUACAUUCAGACAGAAAUCUGUCAAACAAGUUUAGAGCAUUUUACAGACACAAACCAUGACAUCACAGAAGACAAGGCAUGGGAAAUACUGAUUGAUUUACUUCAGGGAGUGAAAAACUUGCACGAACACAACCUGCUCCACAUGGACAUCAAGCCUGAUAACAUAUUCCUAUCCUAUGAUGGUGUCUGCAAGUUGGGUGAUUUUGGUCUUGCAUUAGACUAUAAUAAGGGUGAUCUUUCUGAUGCCCAGGAAGGAGAUCCUAAGUACUUGGCCCCAGAACUAUUGCAAGGAAAGUUUGGCAAGGAAGCUGACAUAUUCAGUCUUGGAAUAACAAUGCUGGAAUUGGCAUGUGACUUAGACCUACCUCGGAAUGGUGAACUUUGGCACGAACUCCGAAGCGGAAAAAUUCCCGACGAAAUAACAGAAGGUGUUUCACCCGACUUGAAGGAGAUUGUAGAGGAAAUGAUGAACCCUGACCCACAACUAAGACCUAAUGUUUAUGAACUUCUUCAGAGACCAGCCAUUCAAACAGCAUGGAGGAGACGACGUAGGAUGCUUGUUAUCACAAAUUGGAUUUCAAAAGUCCAGCUCUUUUUUUCAUUCUUACAUUCGUUAUUGAUAUUCAUAUGGUUUCUAACACUUGGUAGAGUCAUCCAUAAAAAGACCUCAAUUACACCAGAGAAACAAGAAGUCAAACAGCAGUACAAAAAAGAUUGGGAUUUAAGUUUCAGUGAUGAUGAAUGUUUCAAUAACAGCAGCUCUUUAGGGCACUUUUUGAAUGACAGUUCAUUCUCGAGUGAAGAGGACCAAUCAAAAGUUUACAAUUUUUCUACAUCAAAUUUUUUAUCUCUUUACUCUCGGACACCUAUAAAAGCUAGGACUCCGAGGGCAGCAAGCGUGACUCCCAAUCCUAGAAACUCCUCGCCGAAGUGUAAUCUUUUUGGCCCCAAUGGACGGUAAAUAUGAUUUAAUGUUAACUUUCUUUUACAAU